Molecule: messenger RNA, 756 nt
Organism: Leptosia nina
Lineage: Eukaryota; Metazoa; Arthropoda; Insecta; Lepidoptera; Pieridae
Source: the annotation of a GenBank genome assembly
AUGGAAUGGAAUGAAUUUCCUAAGUCAGUUGUACAUUUUUACGUACAGUUAUAUUCUAAAAAAAAACUGAAAGCUAAUGAUAUAAAGAUAAUAAAUAAGAAAGAUCUUAUAGCUGAAGCCACUAAAUCGUGGACAAAUUUAAACGAGCGACGGAAACAAAUCAUUAAAACUAAGUAUAACUGCCAUCGUCUAAAAUUACGAAAACAAUAUGCCAAUAAACUCGCAGGUCCCUUAUCAAAGGGCAGGUCACCAAAAGAAGCAGAUAUCAAAACAACUUCUUACCUUGAUGGAAAUGGCUCCGAUGUUUGUAAAGAAGCAUCUCAAAAUACCUCAAGACCAAAUGAUAGCAUAGGGAACAACCUGUUGGCUAGAAAUGAUGUUCUUGAUGUAUCUCUACAACAAAGUAAUGAAUUUAGAGUAAUAAGUCCUACUAAUGGAAGUAUGAAAGUAGACACCGAGGACUGCAUAUUGGAUCCUCCAGUAAAUACAUUGCAGCUCCAAAUUAAAUAUCCUGCACUUUUACUAGAACCAACUCCACCAAAAUUUCGGUCUAAUAAAGAUUUUUACUAUUUAAUAAAUGCAGAAAGUAAAGAUGUUCCUAAAUGGGAAGAUAUUACAAGAGGUGAAAAGGGUCAUUACGAAAGAGCAGCUACACAUAUAAGAAGAAAUUACCUCACAUCUUACACAAAUUUUCUAGAAAGUUUAACACUAACUGAACUUUCUGCUUACUACACAAAUGUCACUAAUAAUAACUAA